Molecule: messenger RNA, 4440 nt
Organism: Penicillium psychrosexuale
Lineage: Eukaryota; Fungi; Ascomycota; Eurotiomycetes; Eurotiales; Aspergillaceae
Product: ribosome biogenesis protein URB2
Exons: 2
Coding region: 1-4440 (1479 amino acids)
Biological process (GO): ribosome biogenesis
Cellular component (GO): nucleolus
Source: RefSeq, a predicted model, not a curated record
AUGCCGUUGAUUGCGGAGCGUCCGCGCUCAUCGCAAGAGGCGCUCCUCCGCCUUGAGAAGGGCACCGCCAGUCCAACGACUCAGAUUCAUGAAGCGGCACAGAUCAUCGGUGUGGAUUUGACACUAUGUGAAAGUCACCCGGAAGUUCAUCGAGAUGUUCGAAUUCAAACAAACGCUACCCCGAAGGAGGAAUGGGUUCUGCGAUGGCUAUUAAAGAGGUUGAGAAGUGGGAAAAACUAUAGAGUGGACGCGGCUUCGUUCCUUCUAUUACGACAGCUCAUCAACCUGAUUUCGCCGAAGAACAUCGCUGCUAUUCUUAAAGAUCAGAAAUUCUUAUCGAUUCUAUGUGAUACACUCGAAGAUUUGGAGGCCGAUAUAUUUUCUGGUCUGGGAGCAACCCUUAGCUCUGACUCCGAGUCUAGUCACACACUGUCUGCAUCCCCGACACGCGAUGAUCGCCGAGGAAGCCAAGGGAAAAAACGCAAGAGAAUGACAACUGAGAAUGAUGCAGACGCCAUGGACGUGGACGUGGACGAGCAGCGUCAGAACCCCGCAGCGUGCUUCCUCGCCUUCAUCCGCGCCUUGGAUUGUCUGCACGGAUUUGUGGCACUUGCACAGCGCACACUAGGCACUGAUGGGGUGGCAAACUCUCAUUUGAAGCUUGCGCUGAGAGGCGAGCCCGAGGCCGUCGCCAUGCUACUGGGUCGAGCAUUCCGGGUAGCCGCCGUGGCCGCCAAGCAGUUCUCGCAUGAGGGGAAAACAACCGAUCUUCAGCACUUGCUAUACGUUUUUCCCUCGGCGGUGGAGCUGUGGGAGUCAAGGUCUUACCGUGAAGAUGAUAUGGACAACAAGUCCAGUAAUGAAUUUUUCGCGAGACAUUGCUUCGCCCACGCGCUCAGGCUCCAGAUUUGUCUGCGGUCCGCCAAACUUGACACCGACGAACGAGCCAAUCUGCUGCAUGCGGUUGAACGCAUUAUUGCCCUGCAUGUCUUACUUCCCGCUCGUGCAGCAUUCUUUGAGCGUGGAGGCUCUGGAAUCGAUUAUUCUCAGGAUGAGCCCGACUGGAGCUCGGUCAAACCAGUGACUGAUACUUUCAGGCCGAUCAUUCGCGAGUUUGCCGUGGCCAAGGAAAACAAAGCAACCAAUGAAGCUUGUAUGCAUCCCUGGCGAUCAGUGGAACUUCUUCCUGAGCUUUUCGACAACGCCGUGCGUGCUGUUCCUAGAGAUGUGUUCCGGAGGCAGACACAUGAAGCGCCGUGGUUGGAGACUUUAUUCGUCGCUGUUGCAGAGCUAGCGUUUUCUACAGCAAAGGAGGAAGACUUCGCUACCUUCUCUUCCAAGUUCAUCUCGGUAUUGGAGCACCUCCUCCAGGUCGCUCUCGACCGGAAGGUCGGUCUUUCUCUUCACACCAUUCUGGCGCAUGCCAAUUACACAGGUCUUUUCGAACAAGGUCUUGAGAAGGUCCAGUGGAAUGUGACGGCUCUGUUUAUCAGUCUUGGGGUCGAUAUUUUCCUGCCAAACUCCGGUUUGCGUGAUUCGCGUAAGCUUCUUGACGCAUUGCUCGACAAGGUCCUGUUACAAUGGCGUGAGAGUGGUUCCCGGAAACGGAGGGACUACGACAUAAUCAAGAGCAAGGUUGUGCUGCCGUUGUUACGAGGUUUCGCUGCCGCAAGAGACCUGCCCAGCUUCAUGGAAUUGUGGCACAAUCAACUCCUUAUUGUGGAGGAGGCUCGCCAAGAUAACAGCAAUCUGAGUUUAUUCUCGGUUUGGGAAGAUGAUGAGUUGGCGGAUGCUUACUCGGAGCUGAUGCGAACUUCGCUCACUGAGACGCAUGUUGCUGCCCAGAUGCGCACCGCUGCUAGCGAGACGCGAGCUGAAAAUGGCAAAGUCGCUGACACCCCUCAGUCUUAUGCCAAGUUUGUUCUUGUUGAGGCAAGUUUCCGUGGCCGAGUCUCGACGUUCCCGGAAUCGGAAAAGACAUUAGCAUCUCUCCUAGACACCAUAAGCUCUACUCUGUCAUCGAAGCAGGCUCUGCACUGGCGAUGGCGUCUGUGGCGGCUGGUUCGGAAUUUCCUAGAGAACACCCUGCAGUCAGCCGAUAAUACCAUGGCAGGUACAAUUAUGCCGUUGGUAGAAGUCGCCGCCAAGACUGUUCACCGCAACCACAAGGACCUAACCAAAGCUCAACUCGCUCCUCUGGAAUCGUGGGAGGCUUACCGGUUCCUGAUUGCUGCAACCAAGGCACACGCCAGUGAUGAGCUAGGCUCAUUCGUUAAAGCUACCAAGGAUGUCAUAGACUUCAUCACCUCCAUCUCAACCAAGGAUGCCAAGAAGUCGAUGAAGGCACCCUGGAAUGGCCGCACAGAUACUGUGAAUUCCCAAACAACCCUUGGUCUAGCUUAUUUCCUGGCCCUUGUCAGAGUUCCAGAAGUCUGGGCUCUUAUCUCUUCUGAGGAUCGAUCCCGUCUAUUCCGUCAUAUCCUGUCCCUGGCAGCUGCUCAAUACCAUUCGUCGUCGUUGCCCUUGGAGGCUGUUUCGGAAGAAGCAAGGUUCCUUCAGGCAUGGGCGAGUGUGGUCUGCCAUGAAUACAUGCUCAACGCUCCCUUCAUUGUCUCUGAUCUUUCCCUUCUUCUCAACGAGAGCAUCGAGCAAGAUCCCCUCAAUCGCAAACUGCUUGUCGAGAGCUUGCAGAGGGUUCCAGCCCCGUUGAUCACCCGGGGACUGAGAACCACCAUCUUGAACAAGUUGCAAAAUGUUCUACUUGAACAGAACAGUUCUCCGGAAGUCACAAUUGGAAUAAUUACGAUGAUGGCGAAAUUGGCUGCCAUGCCUAAGUGUGAUGCCACACUGACCAGUGACUGGGAGCCCAUCUGGACUGCUGCUCGAGCCGUACCAUUAGAGGGUACCGACCUCGACCUCCAGAUUAUGAAAGCAUUCCGAAGCCUGCACCACGCGAUAUCGGCAAAGCUUCUGGUUUCAUCUGAGAAUGACCGGAACAAGAUGUUCAAGAAGCUCUUCGCCCGGGCAUCGAAGCAAACAGCUAAAAUGGAGCAGGUGGAUCGUGAUUCCAUGGCCUGUUACCUUCUGAGGUUGACCUUGUCAGAGCUCUGGGUUCAUCGCGAGCAGCUGCAGACAGCCUUCUCGGAGAAGGAACUUGCCGCUUGUCGCCAAAAAGUGUUUGACUUUGUGUUGGCUGACAUGAAACAUGUCAAAGACCAGUGCAGGAAGCAGAAGUUGGAGGAAACAAUUACUAUCAUCAAGACCAUCGAUGCUCUAGAGGAUUUCGAAGAUCUAGCCACCAACAACGUCGAAGUGGAGAAGUUCCUUUCCAAGAUCGACAAUUACAUGGAAUUGACCGUUGACUCGGAACCCUCUCGGUUGAUCCGACGACGUCUUCUUGCCUGCAAGGGACCCGAAGAGAACAUCGCUCAGCCAGUCUUACAAUGCGCCGAGACGCUUGCUCUUCAGUCUCUCUAUGCCGAGGACCAGCAACUCUUUAUCCGGACCACCACUGAACGCUUCCGCUCAAUGACCGUAGAAAAAAUCACCCAGACGAUCUGCGAAGUUCGCGGACUUGGCUUGAUUGGCGAAAACGCCAGCUACAGACUACUCGUGCUCUACCUCGCCGUUUCCUCGCUCUCUCCCGUCGAAGACAAAGAGAGCGCCACAUCACGCGAGAUCUCCCUCCUCUGCACAUCCCUCGCCGAAACCAUCAUCCAAAGCACAAGCAUCGACCAAUUCUGCUUCGCAUCGGAAUGCCUGGACCUCCUCCUCCGCAGCCACACCCGCAGCCUCACCCAAUGCAACAUCGACAGCAUUCUCGGCGCAAUCGCCAGCGCCUCCUCCAAAAUCGGCCCCAAGAUCUCCCCAGCCUACGCACCAACCAUCUACACCCGCCUGUGCCGACUAAUGGGCGUCAUACUCAGCCUGCAACGCCUCAAGAUCGGCGGCCGCUUCCACCUAGUAGUAAACGCCAUGCAGCGCCUACUAGGCUGUCUCUUCGCGCGGUCCCGCAAACGCGGCCGCUCCCGCUUCCAGCCCACCCUCUCGCAGCCCUUCUGGCUCGCCCCGCUCGACGCCUCGCACGCUACCUAUUACACCCGUCUGUUGACCUCGCUGUGCGACCCUACCGUCUCGGCCGUCCUCCGUCCCCAGCCUGGCGCAUCCCGCGAGGCCCUGACUGAUCAGACGAAGAAGGCGAAGCGUAUUGCCGGCCAGUACUUGCAGUAUGUUGUUAUGGAGUAUGCGCAGUGCUCGCUGCGUGGGUCGCUGUCUCCAGAUGUCAAGGCUGCUAUCUUGCCUGGUCUUUAUGCGGCUCUGGAUGUCAUGUCGCGUGAGUCUAUGCGUGCGCUUAAUGCUGCGUUGGAUGUCUCUGGCCGUGCAGUGUUCAAGUCGCUCUAUGAUGACUAUGUGAAGUUCGGAAAGUGGAAUAAGGGUUGA